UCUGGGCACCUGAAAUCUCUCAGGGCGGAGGAGGGCGGGGACGCCAAGCAUCUCGGGGACGCGGAGUCUGGAGGCAGUAGAGCAGUUCUGGCCUGUUGGAGUAGGUUGGUUUCCAACUUCCCGCGAAUACAAAUAAAAGAAACUGAAAAAGUUGGAGAAGAUCAAGUAUAUUCAGUCACUAAGCCAGAAGUUCAGCAAAGUUAGGAAAUGCACAAUUUUGAGGACGAGUUAACAUGUCCCAUUUGUUACAGUAUUUUUGAAGAUCCUCGUGUACUACCGUGCUCUCAUACAUUUUGUAGAAAUUGUUUGGAAAACGUUCUUCAAGCAUCUGGGAACUUUUAUAUAUGGAGACCUUUACGAAUUCCACUCAAAUGCCCUAACUGCAGAAGUAUUAUUGAAAUUGCUCCAACUGGUAUUGAAUCUUUACCUGUUAAUUUUGCAUUAAGGGCUAUUAUUGAAAAGUACCAGCAAGAAGACCAUCCAGAUAUUGUCACCUGUCCUGAACAUUACAGACAACCAUUAAAUGUUUACUGUCUCCUAGAUAAAAAACUAGUUUGUGGUCAUUGCCUUACCAUAGGUGAACAUCAUGGUCAUCCCAUAGAUGAUCUUCAAAGUGCUUAUCUGAAAGAAAAGGACACGCCUCAAAAACUGCUUGAACAGUUAACUGACACACACUGGACAGAUCUUACUCGUCUUAUUGAAAAGCUGGAAGAACAGAAAUCUCAUUCAGAAAAAAUGGUCCAAAGUGAUAAGGAAGUUGUCCUACAGUAUUUUAAGGAGCUUAGUGAUACAUUAGAACAGAAAAAAAAAGUUUUCCUAGCUGCUCUCUGUGAUGUUAGCAAUCUGAUUAAUCAAGAAUAUACUCCACAAAUUGAAAGAAUGAAAGAAAUAAGAGAGCAGCAACUUGAAUUAAUGACACUGACAUCAUCUUUACAGGAAGAGUCUCCACUUAAAUUUCUUGAAAAAGUUGAUGAUAUCCGCCAACAUGUGCAGAUUUUGAAACAAAGACCACUUCCUGAGGUUCAACCUGUUGAAAUUUAUCCUCGAGUAAGCCAAAUAUUGAAAGAAGAUUGGAGCAGAACAGAAAUUGGACAAAUUAAGAAACUUCUCAUUCCUGAAAUGAAAAUUUCUUCAAAGAGGAUGCCAUGUUCCUGGCCUGACAAAGAUGAAAAAGAAGUUGAAUUUUUUAAGAUUUUAAACGUUGUUAUAGUUACUUUAAUUUCAGUGAUACUGAUGUUGAUCCUCUUUUUUAACCAACACAUAAUAGCCUUUUUAAAUGAAAUCACUUCAAUAUGUUUUUCUGAAGUCUCUCUAUCUGUUUACCAAAGUUUAUCUAACAGUCUGCAUGAUUUAAAGAAUAUGCUAUGUCACACUUUAUAUUUACUGAAGGAAUUCAUGUGGAAAAUAGUUUAUCGUUGAAAAUUCAAAUCUGAAUUGUUUAAAUAGGCUUAUUCUGUACAGCAGACUAAACCAUUGCUAAAGGGAGAAGUAGGGUACGAUGGAUAAACAAAAUAGCCAACUGACCUAUCAGAGUUACAACAAAUAUAUAGAAAUAUGUUAAACCAUCCAUGCUUCUUAGAUGAUGGAAAUAUGUCAGUUAGAAAUCAUACAUAAGGUGUCUAAACCAGAGUAGUAUCUAGUUCACUUGCUUUAAUACAUUAGCCCAUUUACUUUAUUGCUGUGGCAUUGAAACAUUCCUGUAUCAUUACUGUCUUUUAGCAUUUUUUGUCUUUUAGCAUUCUAUUACUGCAGUGGUUAGUGUUGCAGUUCUUUAUGUAUAGUUUUUAGAUUAAAAGAUGGCAAAAUCCUUAGAGUGUAUAGGCCUUUAUUUUGAUGUGGCUUGAAAGCCUUUUGCCAAAUAAGGAUGGUGAGUAGAGGUUUUAAAUUCAAGUAGCAAAGUCUCAAAGUGUUAAGGGAUUGCUUACAUUAAGGAUAUUUUUGAUCAAACAUACCUGAGGCAUUUAUGUAUUUUAAGAUAGAUUUAAGAGCCCUACAAUGUUUAUCAACAUUCAUUCCUGACAAAGUUACUGCUUUUGGAAAUAUUUUGUUAGGGAACAAACAGUGACCUUUUCAAAUGAUGGUCUUAUUUUAUUCUGUGGUUUGUGUAAGUUUGACUUUUUGGUUAGUGCUUUAGUCUUGCCAGUCAAAUCAGUUCUUAGAUUAAAAAUUCAAAACGUUACCAGCAUAGUAUAUUGUUGAUAUAUUCCAUCAUUGGAUUUAGGUGGCAUCAUAUUAACUCUAUUUGUCUUAAAAAUGGGCUUUUCUGCUAUUUGCUUAGGCUAUUAUCAAAGUACCAAUAAUUUAACUUUCUUGAAUUUUGCUUAAAUGGGAGCCUGUGUAGCUCUUAAGUCAAAUCCCUUUGAUUAGUUUCCUUAUUGUUAACAGGGACUGGAAUUGUGGUGCUUGUGGUAGGACUUUUGUCCAUGAAAACUGUAAGUAAAAGGUCAUUUGUUUUCCAGAAUUCCAAAUUGGCUGUUGCUCUUAGAUCCAUUCCCUAGGAACCCUAUCUAGUUCAGAGACUUUUCAAGUCAUUUUAGGGAAUGCUCCUGGUUCUAUACUACAUAUAAAUUAUAAUGAAUUAAUAUGGCUGUAGUUCUAAAAUGCUCCUAAAGUCUUAUCUGCUGAGAAUAUCUUACCACAAAGGUGGCUGGCUCUAUCAAGUAAAAUAUAUGACCAGAAUCAGAAUAUAUAUCUAGCACAGUUAACAAUCGUGUGGGCAAAGAACAUUUGGAGGGUAUUAAUAGAGGUGGUGGGGGGAGCUAAAUAUUAAGGUACUGAAAUAUAAAUACAACAUAUUAACUUUAGACUGAAGUUGAUUAGUCACAAUACAAAAAUGCCACAACUUUUUUUUUAUUUAUUUAUCUGAGAGAGAGAAUGGGAGACAGAGCAUGA
This is a messenger RNA of Leptonychotes weddellii (Weddell seal), 2892 nucleotides long. RefSeq names its product tripartite motif containing 59 (gene TRIM59). The record is from RefSeq and is a predicted model, not a curated record. Gene Ontology annotation, molecular function: zinc ion binding; ubiquitin protein ligase activity. Gene Ontology annotation, biological process: innate immune response; negative regulation of canonical NF-kappaB signal transduction. NCBI's taxonomy places the organism in Eukaryota, Metazoa, Chordata, Mammalia, Carnivora, Phocidae.